This is a messenger RNA of Aspergillus japonicus CBS 114.51, 5273 nucleotides long. Its product is annotated as NACHT domain-containing protein. The record is from RefSeq and is a predicted model, not a curated record. The coding region runs from base 82 to 4827 and encodes 1581 amino acids. Lineage: Eukaryota; Fungi; Ascomycota; Eurotiomycetes; Eurotiales; Aspergillaceae. The transcript has a single exon.
AUUUUUUCUUGCAAAAGGCUCCUCUUCCAUGCCUCCCAAUCUCUUGUGAACGAAAGACGUCCUUGAAGGUAAUCAUUAAGCAUGGCGGCUGCGUUGCACUGUCCUUCGAGACCCAAAACCGUGGACGAGAUCACAUCUCGGCUAGGCGAUUCCACAUGCGACGAGAAGGAAAAGUCGGCGCUGCGUGCUUUGAUCUCGCAGAUGGUCGGCCGAUUUUGUGAUAAGGGCCGUCCAAGUUACUAUAUUGAAGCGUCACGUUUGUCACGAGCCACGACUCAGAGACAAUACCACCACUUGGCACAAGUCUUCUCGUGCGCGAUCGUGGACAACGCCGGAAAGGGUAACGCACCUGACGGGGAUCUUCUCCCUAGCUUCGUAUUUCUCCUUUGCAACAAGUCGGAAGGUUACUCGCGCGAUGGGCUUUAUGCGACAGUUGAUGCAUUGCGUGAGAGGCUGGAUUACAAAGCCCGUGAGAAUGCAUUGGAAGCUCAAUACCUUCUGUGCUAUACGCUCGGCGCCUUGCUCGACGUCGCGCUAGAUAUCAAAGCAUCCGAAAUCGACAAAAAUUCUCUACGAGACCCACUUCUCAAACUACUUGCAGACUUGAAGGACCAUGAGGAGCCACGCUUGGCUCAAGCGGCAGUCUACGCGUACCAAGCGCUCAAAGGUAUUUCAGACAACCAAGGUCCCUGGGACAUCUUCUGGAGCAACAGCGGGAAGGUCAUUGCAGUGGCUGCAAGAACUGCCGGGGCUGUCUCAGCCAUGAAUCUGGAAAAACUACUGGACGCGGGACCAGACUUGAUGGAACUAUUUGAAUUCUUGAAAAGAAUCUAUGACGGGGGCAGAGAACUAGUUGAAGCUAGGAAGAAGAUGGAUGAAGUGUUUGUUGAGAACAUCCGAAGACUUCCACAUCAAAGGCUCUGGUAUGGCAUACUUCGGUACACUAGUAUGCUUAUCAUCGCCGGCGGCAGCUCAUUUGACACCCUUGAACUUAUGUUACCUAAGAUUCCCUGUGGGGAUAGCUGGCAGUUCUGGUGCGGAUUAUAUGCCCAACUUGAACAAGGCUUCUUGUUGGGAGGUCAACGGAAAAUGGAUCGGAUCAUCCGAGUUGUCAACGCAACAUUCGACUUGAAAUCCUUGCAGGAAACGAAGGCAAAGAAUUUGCGUGUUCAGCAGUGGAUCAACCUGAUUUCAGAGACGUUUGAUCAGAAAGGAUGGGAACACCCCUUACCAAGAGCCCGGAAAUCCUUUCCGCUAUGCUUUAUAAAGAAACCAAAGAGCGAACCGCAAGUGAGAAAGCCUUUCGACCCGAAAACGACAGGAGCCAUCGGGGGUAGUUUGUUAGAAGAUGCGUGGCGCGAGUGCAUAGAAGCGCAAAGAUUUUAUGCUGAUGCGGCAUUGACCGAAUACUACCUGGAGCAGAAUCGGCUCAAAAUACUACGCCUCUCAAACGACAUUUUAGAUAUUGCAAACUGUUACAUCAACCUUGGCAUCGUAGAACCUUUUCAAGAACGACAAAACCAGGAAGCCUUCGAAGUUUCCCUCAAGAAGCGUCUGAAAGUUGAAGCUCCGCCCGAGGGGAAGGCGAUCGCAUUACAAGAUCUCUAUGAUAUUCGCGAACUGAGAAGCCACCGAGGUUCGCAAAACAACCAGUUGAAAGCUCCAAAACGCAUCCUGAUAAGAGGUCGUGCUGGGGUGGGAAAGACAACCCUAUGCAAAAAGAUUGUUCACGACUUCAUCAACGCCGAAUUUCCUCGGUGGAACUUCGAGCGAGUGCUUUGGAUACCAUUACGCAAGCUUAAAGACAAGCCUAGUCUAGAUCAGUUUCUGUUUCAUGAGGUUUGGUCAAAUCAUCCGGAGAAAGACCACUUCAUCUCCAGUCUACUGGGUACAACUUUUCACCAUACAGACAACAGAACUCUGUUGCUGCUGGACGGCUUCGAUGAAAUUGUUGGUGUGAAGACUCCUAGUGGGGAUCUUGCCAAAUCUCAGCAGAUACUUGAUCUUCUCAACUACCCGAAUGUCAUCGUUACUUCCAGGCCGCAUGCAAGAUUUGAUAAAUCGAUUUAUGACUUUGAUCUCGAGCUUGAGACGACUGGCUUUCGCUCCGAGCAAGUAGAAGCCUACGUGGACCAAAUUGUCGGCUGCGUUGGCAAGGACGAAAAAUCUGCAACGGAGAUCAAGCAUUUCAUCAACAGUCACUGGUUGAUAAAAAGUCUUCUCCAGAUUCCUAUUCAGUUGGAUGCGCUAUGCUUCGCUUGGAACGAGAGACUCCUAUCGCAGAACAUUAGAACCAUGACUGCCUUGUAUCAGGCAAUCGAAGUCAGAUUAUGGAAAAAAGACAUGGUUCUUCUGGGAAAGUUGAGUGAAAGUGAGGGUGGUAAUAUCUACCUCCGGUCUCAAAUUGAACACAACAUGCAUGACCAUAUCGAGUUGAUCCAGAAUCUUGCUUUUACUGGCCUAUACAACAACAUUGUUGAGUUCACACAUGAACAUCGAAUAACAUCAUACGCGAUAUUACCUGGCUUGGCGGAUAAAUCAGAUAACUUGCUCAACGAGCUCUCAUUUCUCCGGACCGCUCAUUCCGCGGACAAUCACCAACCCCAAACCUACCACUUCAUCCAUUUAACUUUUCAAGAGUUCUUCGCUGCUCAUUACUUUGUGCACUGUUGGCUGACUGAUACACCGCUGGCUUGCAUUGAGAUGAAUUCGGCCGAGUGUCGUUAUCUGGAUGCAAAACACUUUAUACAACGCGAGAAGUAUAACGGUCGCUACAGUGUCAUGUGGCGAUUUACAGCCGGACUUCUCUAUGACAGCAAGAAUCAAGAAAGGCUCACUCAAUUCAUGCAAGUACUGGAUAGCGAGCCAAAGGACUUACUUGGGCUUGCACAUCCUCGCGUCUUGAUGCAUUGUUUUAGUGAGAUGACACCUUUUCUUCUCAGCCCUGCUCUGCAGCGAAUAAAGCAAACUAUGGAGGAAGAGCUACUGGCUGCUUGGGAGGCACACAGUGAUUUUUUCGCCAUUAAAUUGUGUCACGAAAUGGAAUUUCCAGAGCAUUUGCUAGAGCACAUCCUGGAUGAUGGACGGGAUGUAAACCGCAUGACGAGAGUUCUUUAUGAUUUGUCGAGACGUGCUCAGGUGUCAUCGUCACUUGUCCAGAAGGUGGCAGAGCUUGUGCACUCCAGCAACCCUCAAGAAAUAGUAGGUUAUGCUCUUUCUGUCUUAACCAUGCAUAAUAAAGUCUGGUCAGAUCCUCUGUUACAGAUGAUGGAGUGUGCAGGACCGUGGACAGCGCCAAAUUUUUAUAUGCUUACGGACUGGAAUGGGGCACCUGAAUGUUUCAUAAAUACAUUGCUAGCCCGGACCGCAGCAACAGAAACUUCAGUGGCAGAAUCAGCGAAAAUAAUACUAUGGCAGCGCAAUCUAUCGAAGGCAAGUAUUACGAAGCUCGUAUCGCUGCUGAAGGCUCGACAACCAUCACUGAGGAAGUUUGCGGCGACAAUACUUGGGAGACAUUUGUCUACCAACAUCGAGAUCAUCCCGAGUCUGAUGGCUCUCCAGGACGAUGAUGAUCGAGACGUGAGGCUGGAGGUCAUCUUAGCUUGCUUCAGACUCUCUGACAGGACCUUUGUUUUAGAUACCUUACGAAGGGCUCUGAGUGAUGAUGAUGCAAGUAUUCGAGAGCGUUCUGUACACGUCCUGGGGUAUCAAGAAUCUUUGCCACGCAAUAUCUUGGACACUCUGGAAUAUCGUAUGAGGAAUGAGGAGGACGAUGUAUUGAAGAUAAAAACCAUGGAGUUGUGGAGCAAACAUUGCGCCAGCUCGGAGCACAUUGUUGAAGCUGCGGUUCCGUUCCUUGACAACGAGCACUCCCCCGAAGUCAGGAUCGCAGCUGCAAAAGCCAUCGGGCGUCAACGAAUUCCCGAGUCUUGGAUGCGAUAUCUCAUGUCCAUUCUCGAAGAUACAGACUCGGAGAAACAGAAUCUUGUAUUACAGAUUCUUCAAGUAUAUUCCCAGCACGCUGAUCUCUCAGACGAAGCUUUGGAAGUAUUGCUUGGAUUCUGGGGCCACGAUGAUGACGUGACGGGAGAUCUUGUCCAAAAUAUCCUUCUAUGCUAUCAUGACUUGAGUGACGACAUUCUGAAAUCUUUGAUCCUUUUCUUGGGUCAUUCAAACAAACAACUAGAGCUUCGGGCAUGUCAUAUACUCGCCAAUCAGUCUCGGUUGCCGAAGUAUGCCACGGGGCCCAUCUCGGCUCUGUUGGCUGACCUAUAUCUGGAUCACAAGACUACGGGCUUUGUGCUAGAGACUUUGACUAAGGAACCGGAACUAUCGGAAGGUAUCCUGAAGUCCGUGGUCCGGAUCCUGGCGACUGGGAGUGCGGGGUUUGGGCUCACUGCCGUCAAGUGUCUCAAAUCGCAAAGGCAUCUCAGUCAAGGAGUCUUGCAAGCCAUGCUUUCGGUCCUCACACGGUCCACGGCUGGAAAUCUUGAGGAAGUUAUCCGAACGCGGGAUGAAUUCGACAGAGUGCUUCGGGAUCUCGAUGGCAAGCAUUGGGGAUUUCUGUUCGAGGUCUGGUUCAAGGAAAGCCUGGAUCACGGAUGGACCUGUUCCCUUGAUGGAGAGGCACUUCGGGUUACCACUCACGAGCGUGCUUACGGCAUCAAUUUGUCAACCCCUCUCCAGCGGGAGACUGUCGUGAACGCGGCGAAGGCGGCUAGAGCUCGUAUACUGAAUGGUUCUGGUUCGGAGAGGGAAAAAUCCCCUAGCUACCUAGAUGAGGGUUCUGACUCAUAUAGCGAUUUCGACUCAGAGAUCGAGGACUAACAUUAUGAGCCGUCCUGUUGACCUUGGUAGAUCAUACACGCUGACGAAAUUCUCCGAGAUAAGACAAUUUGACUGCAUUUGAAGCAUAUGGGACAAACCCAGGUUCAAACCGAAGGGUCAUCUCAGGAGCUCUUUAGAGAGUGAUUUUAUGUCCAAUCUCGACGCUCAGCAUCACUAUCAUGAGACGAUGCGUCUCAUUCAAGGGCUGUUGAAGGGCCUCGAAAUACGCUGUCAGCCGACGUGUAAGAUACGACCCGGGCUUUGCUAUGCCUAGUAUGCGUCCGCAAUCUCUGAUAUGCGCGGUUCUCGUGCCAUAAGAGCCACCAGAAACCCAGUCUUUACCGAACAAGGAGACAGAAGUUGACACCAGCUGGGUGAAUUAAGAUUGACUAAAAAGAAGACAACAGUGUCAUGUUAGUUGUUUUGGUACUCUUCGCAGCCAUUGC